Molecule: messenger RNA, 6957 nt
Organism: Schistocerca nitens (vagrant locust)
Lineage: Eukaryota; Metazoa; Arthropoda; Insecta; Orthoptera; Acrididae
Gene: NSD
Product: histone-lysine N-methyltransferase NSD2
Exons: 19
Coding region: 330-6032 (1900 amino acids)
Biological process (GO): regulation of DNA-templated transcription
Cellular component (GO): chromatin; nucleus
Molecular function (GO): histone H3K36 methyltransferase activity; protein binding
Source: RefSeq, a predicted model, not a curated record
UGCAUCAAAAUUUCGCGGGAAAGCAAUGGACACCAGAAGAGGCUGUGUACGUGAACAGGGUUGUUGCUAGUGGUGAGGAGUCUAACUGUAUAGAUUUGCGACAGAAGUAAGCGUUCUCACAGCUUCUGCCUAGUAUGUAAUACUUGUUACGAAUAUUAGUUUAUCCAUCAUUGUGUAGCCUAGUGCUUUGUGUUUCUGUUUGGGUGUGCUGUUGGAUGGUAGCAACUACGAUGCCCGCAAAAGAUAGGGGUUCAGUUAUAUUUACGUUAGUUCUUACAUGCUUAGAGUUUGUUGCAGACUUAAUCGCUUUAUAAAACAAUAUUUAUCUCAUGGAAAUAAGUUCUGACGACAGCACAAUACUUUUGGGAGAAAGGAACAAAAUGGACAAAAAUAUUUUGGAAGCAGAGAAUGACGAAAAAGAUUUAACACAAGAACCAGACAGUGAGGUUAAUAAUGAAGUGCAGUCCCUUAACGCUAGCAACACCGAAAUAACAACUCCACGUAGCAAAAGCCGCUACGGUCGUGCACAUAAACCAAAAAUAUCCGACGAUUUUUUAAUGACUGACAGGAAAGUAGGUGCGAUGUUUGGCCAAAGUCCGAAACGAAGCCCAAACAAUGCAAAUAUAAGUGCUACGAACCGAAAUGCUGCUUUAAGCGCAAGACAGAAAGCUAGACAGCUUCAAGAGGCACUAAGGGGCCCCAGUGUUUCACCAUUUUCAAGCCCAGAUGCAGAAAGGAGAGGAAGUAACAAUAUUUCAGAGAACACUGCAGAUCAACAGGUAGAUCAGGAGCUGCCAAAUAGUGAAAAGGUUGAGUUUGUGGUAAAGGAAUAUGUGAUAAAACCUGUGGGUCAGUUAGGAUGUGAACCACCUAGCUGGGAAGCUGGUGACUUAGUAUGGGCCCGUGUGUAUGGUUACCCUUUCUGGCCAGCACUUAUUACUUUGGACAGGGAGUUGCAAGGCUUCACAAAAAAUAAAGCCAUUGGACGUGUGCUGUCUCAGCCACAUUUGCAUGUUCAGUUUUUCAAAGACCAGGGAAGACAUAGCUGGCUGCCAUACUCAUCUGUUGUGCCCUACAGCUCAUUUACAUUUGUGGAGGCUAAUAAUGAAGAAUUGGCUGAGAUACGAAAGAAUCCAAAAAUGAUGUCUGCAUUUCAUGUGAAACGAUCCCAAAGAGCAAAAUUUUUGUCUGCAGCAGAGGAGGCAAAUGAGAUGAUUGAUAUGACAAGAGAGGAAAGACAAGAAACGUUUGCUAAAAAUUAUCCACCGCCACAGAAAACUAAAGACAGAGAGAAUUUCUCGCCGGCAUAUACAAAGCAGCAGAAGAGAAAGCUAAGCAUUCAAGAAGACUUGAGAAAACCUGUAAAGAAGAUAAAACUAGAUAAAACACCGGACAGUACAUCUGAUGAUACAUCUGACACAAAUAGUAGUCUCAGUACAGUUCCGGAUUCAGUGAAAAACUUCCCAGUGAAUGACAGAUCUGAAGAAUCUUCAGCCGAUGACAAAAAUGCAGAAUCUGGUGAACUGAAGCAGAUCACAGAAAAAAAGCCGAAAAGUGUGAAGAAAAGCACAAAAACAAAGUCUGAAAGCAGUGCUGACUCUGGGAAAACAGAUUCCUCUGAACAGUCCGUUCAAAGUUCUCGUGAAAGCACUCCAGAGAGUGGUUCCGCAGGUCCAGAGACAGAUGUUGCACGCACGACUGGGGGAUGCCUUUUCCGUGGUGUACGUCGGGACAAAGCAUGUUUGUUGUGCCUCAAAUCAGGGAAUGCCUUCAAAUGUCGUGGCAUUUGUGGGAAUUACUAUCAUCCAGAAUGUGUUGCGAUUGAGCUAAGUAGAGCACAGGCCCUAGCUGAUGGUAUUACACUUGAAGAUGAUAAAAAGAGAUUUUUUAAGAAGAAGAAAAAGGGCCGCCCAAGGAAACUAGCUAUCAAAAUCAAAACUGAACCCAUUGAGACAGUUAUUCCCACUAAAGAAACAUCUUCAGAUAAUGUGGAUGAACACAGUAAGAGUGACAAAGAGAAUGAAGGUACAUCGCAGUUUGGAAAUAGCAGACUGACUACCAAUGGAGCUACCAAUGGCAGUUUGAAAACUAAUAUUACUAUUAAAAUAGAAAUUGUAGAAAAUGAAGACACUGAUGUGGAAACAAAGUUUGAUAACUUAGAAGAAGCCACCGCAAAAGAUGAUAAGAAUUCUGAGUUGUUAGAAGUAAAUGAGAUUAAAAAAGAAGUUGAGAAAGAAGUUGAGAGGGCCGAUUCUGUUACUGGUAGUGCAAUGGAACAUACUAUUGCUGGAGGCAGUACUGAUGACAAUUUCACAGCUGCAGAACCCAAAAAAGGAAAGGGUAGUAACACAAAACAGCCUCAAAAAUCUCAUACAAGUGGGAACUCUAAAGUAAGUAAUGCAUUUGACUCAAAUGCAACUUCGGAAAGUCUUGAAGGAAAUGGAAAAAAGAAAUCGAAAACACCCAAUGGGGAUAGUAGUGAAGAAUCUAAUGGCAAUGAAGAGGGAGAUAACGCUAGUGAGAAAAAUGUUGCUGAGAAGGAAGCAGAAGCUAUGAUGAACUUCAUUUGUCAUGAAUGUGUGAAAGGAGUUAAACCAAAAUGUUUUGUUUGUGGGAGUGAACAACAAGAAUCAGAGAUACAGUAUUGUUCUGUGGCACAUUGUAACAAAAUUUACCAUACAGAAUGCUUGAAAUUGUGGCCACAAGCUACAACAAAUGGCAUAUCAAGGAAAAAUAAAAACAAAGGUCCCAACGGAUCUGUUAAUCUCGUCUGUCCACAGCAUAAAUGUCACACUUGUGUUUCUGAUGAUCCUCGUAACGCUGUUGGACGUUACACAAAUGAGGUAAUGGUUCGCUGUAUUCGGUGCCCAACAGCUUACCAUGCAGGUGAUUAUUGUGUGCCUGCUGGAUCUGAGGUUUUGUCAGCUACCCAGAUAUUGUGUGCCCGUCAUUACCAGCCACUCAAAGGUGCAAAAAUUCCUCAUUUUAACACCGCAUGGUGCUUCCUUUGUUCAAUGGGUGGGUCCCUAAUUUGCUGUGAUUUAUGUCCAACUUCAUUUCACGCAGACUGUUUGCGAAUAUCACCCCCAGAAGGCAGUUUCAUAUGUGAGGAUUGUGAAACUGGAAGAUAUCCAUUGUUUGGAGAAAUUGUGUGGGUGAAACUAGGUCAUUACAGGUGGUGGCCAGCAAGGAUUCUGUUCCCAAGUGAAGUUCCUGAAAAUGUGAACAAAAUACCUCACACUUAUGGUGAAUUCUGUGUGAAAUUCUUUGGAUCAAAUGAUCAUUUCUGGGUGAACAGAGGUCGUGUCUUUUUAUAUCAGGAUGGUGAUGAUGUACACUCAUCUGUAAACAAAACCAAAACAGACACAACCUUUUUUAAAGCACUGGAGGAAGCAAGAGAUGCUCUUAAAAGAUAUGUGGAAAUAAAAGAGGCUCGUGAUGCUAAAGUCAGACCAUCCAUUAAACCACCAUCAUAUAUUCGCAUCAAAACCAAUAAACCAGUUGGUAAUGUGCGGCAUAUGGAAGGUGAUGUAUCAAACAUGACACCUUGUGAUUGUGAUCCUAAAUCUGAGAAUCCAUGUGGUCCAGAUAGUGAUUGUCUUAACAGGAUACUACUCGUUGAAUGUUCACCAUUGGUGUGCAGAGCUGGUGAUCGUUGUGGCAAUCAGUGUUUUGAGAAGAGAGAAUACCCUGAACUGCAACCAUAUCUCACUGAAGAUCGUGGUUGGGGCCUCAAAACAUUGACAGAUCUCAAAAAGGGACAGUUUGUUAUUGAAUAUGUUGGUGAAAUGAUAAAUGAGGAAGAAUAUCGUCGACGAAUCCAACGCAAACAUGAAGAAAAAGAUGAGAACUUUUACUUCCUUAUUAUAGACAAAGAUAGGCUCUUGGAUGCUGGACCCAAAGGGAAUGUUGCGCGGUUCAUGAAUCAUUCCUGUCAGCCAAAUUGUGAAACUCAAAAAUGGACAGUAAAUGGCGAUACAAGAGUGGGUCUUUUUGCUUUGCAAGAUAUUCCUGCAAAUACAGAAUUAACAUUUAAUUAUAAUCUGGAGUCAAUUGGCACAGACAGGAAACCCUGUAUGUGCAGAGCACCAAACUGCAGUGGUUUCAUUGGUGUUAAGGCCAAUAAUAACAAGCCUGCAGAAGAAGAGCAGAGGCCUCGGCCAACCAAAGCAGAUGAGAAACGAGUGAGGGGUGAAAAGAUCUGCUUCAGUUGUGGUGAUGCUGGAGACCUCAUCGUAUGUGAACACAAGACCUGUCCAAAGGCAUACCACAAAGACUGUGUCAGUCUUUCUCACCCUCAUAACAAGAAAUGGGUGUGUCCGUGGCAUUACUGCAACAUCUGCAACAAACGAACUGUCCAGAAAUGCAACAUGUGUACAAACUCGUUUUGUAUACAGCAUGCUAAGGGGAGAAUUCGACCUGAUGGGAAGCGAGGCUACCUUUGUCCUUAUCAUGAUAAGGGCAGCAGCUCCAAAUCAAAGUCAGUUGAUAAGACUGCAGCAAGCUCAUCAGGAAAACUUAAUCAGAAGUCACCAUUGAAUAAAGUAAUGAAACAAACCAGUAACAGUGAAAAAUCAGCUGAAGACCCCAAGAAGAACCGAAAUGCUGAGAGUUGUUUUGUUGACAAACAGCAGUCAGUAAAAAGGCAUGAAUUGCAGAGCACUUCGUCGUGUGCUGGGAACAUUCAAAGUGAUGUGGAAAAAGAUAGUUCAAAAAGUGGUACACACAGUGAGGCUUCAGCAAGUAGUGUCAUUGGAGUGAACAGCAACAAUGCACAAAACUUGUUAGGUGUAAAUAAUAUUGAUACUAAAAAUUCAACAUCCUUUUUAAACAAACAAGUUGGUACAAGGAAGACAAGCUACAAUAAUAACAGUGAAAGAAACCAGAAGGAAACUCGGCAAAGUGGCAUUGGAUCCUCAGGUGAUGAGACUGAAGUGUUUUCUGAGAGUGAUGGUAAGAAAAGUUCUUCCAAACAGGUGUUGGAACAAACUAAAGGAAGUGAUAGUUUAGCUAAUACACCAAAUGUAAAUGAUCCAGGAGUCUCUGAUGUGUCUCAGAAAAGUGCGCAUACUACAAACAAUACAACGGUUAUUCAACAAGUUUCAGUUCCUCGAAAAAGGGGCAGACCAAGAAAACAUGUUGCAGGGGAAGGACCAAUAGAUAAGUUUUUGUUAAAACCUGAAAUAACUAGUGAUUCAAAAAAACUUAAUGCUUCAGAGAGUGCAGUUGAAUCAGAAGUGUCGUUGACUACCAUAAGCAGUGCAGAUCUCGAGCAGCAGUGUGAAGGGAUUACGAAGUUAUCGAAGGAAACUGCAAAAGGAAAACGAUCUCCUGUUAGUUUACAAGCAACAGACUCAAGGAAUAAAAGUUUGAAGCCAAAGGAAACUUUAAGUGGCCAGCGAGCAAAGGAUAAGGACAGCCAUACAGCUGAAAAUGGGACGAGUCAUGUAGCAGGUAAAGUUGUGGAAACAGGUGCAACAGCAGACCAAAAAAAAAAUCUCGCAAGGAAGAAAUUACCAGGCAGUGGAACAGUUAGAUCACCUAAUAUUGCUAAUGAAGAUGAAACAGCAGAAUUGAUUAGCCCUCGAUCCGAUGACAGUAAAACAUCCAGCAAUGCCAAGACAAAUACUGCUAAAAAGAAUGGCAUUAGGGUAACUGCUAAUGAUGUAUCUCCUGAUAAAUGUGAUGAGCACCCGUCCAAAAAGCGUGGCAGGAUACCAAAUCGGUUUUAUGAUGAUUUUGAGGAUGUUCCUGCCCAGAAAACCCCAAAACUGAGAAAGCCAUUGCAAGGAGCAACAAGGUUCCAGUUAAAAUCUUGCAGUCCUGCGGAACAAAGAAGGAGGUGGUCAAAAGAAGCACAUUUUAAAUCAAAAAAGGGAGCAAAAAUUGUUGGAAGCAAUUUAGAUGGCAGCAUGGAAACAGAAAUUUCAGAAGAGGCUAGUGUUUUACGAAGUAGUUUAGAAAACAAAUCAAUAGUAGACAAAGUAGACAGGACCUGCAUAUCACCGUUACUAUUACCAGUACAUGGUUGAAUCUCAUUGACUCUGUGAAUUUUAUACUAAUGGGUGAGAAUAUUAGUGUGAGUAGUUGUUAUUGGCUUGUUUUUGACAACAGAAUUGACAACCAAUUGGAAUAGAUAUUGAUAACAUUCCUGUCAGUAGUAGAGGUUUUUAGAAUCCCUUUUUCUCCCUCUUCCAAAAGUGUGUUUUUUACCUAAAAUUAAAUUUGCAUUUACAUGUGUUAUAGAUGUGUUAGUUGCGUACUACCUUCGACCUCCUUGUGUGAAGAUUUCCAGUUGUGUUCAACAAUUUUUCAGCUGAAACCAAAAAUUGUGUGAAAUGAAUUUUAAACAUAUGUGACUGCCAUUGCUAAAACUGACAUUGGAAAAUUGGUCUCGUAUUCUGCUGUCAUCACUGCAUGUGCAAUUAGUUUAUGAAAAGUGACUAUAUUUUGUAUUAGCAUCAUUUGUAAUCAACUCCAUUUCAAUCAUUUACAAGCAUCCACACACAUCUCACAUAUUUACAUUUGACAUUUCUUAAUUUUUAGUUUUUAUGAAUUUGUGUGCGAUGUUAUGAUUACUUUUUAGUCUCGAUUCUUUUUUGUUGUACAUAUAUAUAUGGCACAAUUUGUUUAAUGAAAUUUUAGCCAAAAAUUUCAUCAAAUACAAAUAUUAUUCCAAUGAACUACUGAAUAUUAAUACAGAAAUAAAGUUUCUGAAAAUGAUUUUUAUUAUUCUUUGCUUUGUGCUAUACUUGUUAUAGAAACUAUGAUUUCUGCUUAAUGUUACUUGAUUUAUGUAAAUUCUAUUAAUACUUACUGAAUCAAAUGUGUCAUGUAUUUUCAUGAACAUAUUAGUGUACAGCAUAUUUUACUGUUCCAUUCGCCUUUGGCCAGUUGCUUGGUGUGUCAUUUGGCAUGCCAGGUACUUCACAAGAUUAAAUGUCUUAGCACUCCGAA